AUGUCUGAGACCCAAGGAAGCCAGAAUGACGAACGUAGCAGACAUACGCCUCCACGCAAUGAUCGGUCACCCAACCCGCUACCAUUCACAGACGCCGUCAUGCAAGCUCCAAUGCCUGACAGGCCUCCUCCACCGAUAGAAAAGUUUGACGGCACUUCAGAUCCGGAACACCACAUCAGAAACUUCAUCGACUCUAUGGCUUUCUACUCCAAUAGUGACCCGGUCAAAUGUAGGGCCUUCUCCCUAUCCUUAAAAGGAGAAGCACUGGAGUGGUAUUAUACUCUCCCUCCUAACACAAUGGAUAACUUUCGCACCGUCAUCACCUUAUUCAGAAGGCAAUAUGCCUCCAAUCGGAAACAGGAGAUAACACCGGCGGAAUUAGUAAAUACUAGACAGGAGAAAGGGGAAACCUUGAAGGCAUUCAUGAAAAGAUACAAUGAAACCGCACGACGAGUUAAAGAGGUUAAUCACUCUUUUAUUAUUAAUAAUUUACCUUCAUGCUUGAAACCAGGAUAUGUUGCUGAAAAACUGUAUGCACGGCCACCGAAAACCAUGGGGGAGCUCCAAGAAAGAGUAGCUGAAUUCAUCCGUAUGGAAGACAUGCGAAUCUCACAAAGAAGGCAACAACAUGAAUUUGAGGUAGGCGGAAAGAGAAAGGACAACAAACAAAUGUUCAACAGUAACGAAAAAAGUAGAGAUUUUCCUCAUAGUGAUUUUGUCCGAACUCCCAGAUUUAGUCAUUACACAACCCUUAAUGCACCCAAAGCAAAAGUUCUCGAAGAAGCCCUUAAUGCUGAACUUCUUACAAUCCAAGAGAAGUGUUCCCCAAAAAACGCAGACGAACGGAAAAGCUGCCGGUUUCAUCUAAACCAUGGUCAUACCACAGAAGAAUGUGGGGCAUUGAGGGAUGAAAUAGAAAGGCUCAUCCGAGCAGGACAUCUCCAAAAAUUUGUGAAGGAAGAAAGAUCUCAAAGAAGAAGUCCCCCGAGAGGAAGAUCUUUGCGCAGAAGUCCCGGACGGUCAUACCAAAGGGAGGAGCAUGGAAAAAAAUAUAAUCGCAGUCGCAGCCAGGAUCGAGAGCAGGAACGAUCGGUUCGUGGGCGUAUCGAUUAA
Molecule: messenger RNA, 1113 nt
Organism: Vigna radiata var. radiata (mung bean)
Lineage: Eukaryota; Viridiplantae; Streptophyta; Magnoliopsida; Fabales; Fabaceae
Exons: 1
Coding region: 1-1113 (370 amino acids)
Source: RefSeq, a predicted model, not a curated record